CAGAAUCACUGCCACUCUGUCGAGAAUAUAUGCGUGAGGGUCGUGAGUUCCGAGACCCCCACCUUCGCUCUUGCCAUGGCUUCCCCUCCCCAGCCCGCGGUCAAUGCUUCCGAGGAGCCCAAAGUCGAAGAUGUCCAGAAGAAGUUGGAUCGCGCCCUAGCAAAUGGGGAGACGCUGUUAUCCAUCGUAGAGGCGCUCACGGAGGGUGUCGUCGUUUGCGACCCUGUGAAAGGAUCUGUAAAGGUUGCAAGGGAGAUACUCAAGAUGGUACAGAAAGUCCGCAAGAAUCGAGAGGAUUGCGAAGAGUUGGCCAGCCGUGUCUUCAAGCUCACCGGCACUAUGCUUAGGAUCCUCGACGGGAAGCGGAGCGAGGACGUGCCUCCGGAGCUGAAGAGGUGUCUAGACUCCGUUCACAAUACAUUGGAGAAGAUCAAGAAUGGCCUAGAACCGCUCAAACUGUCGAGAAAAUUCUCGUUCAGGGCAUGGUUUCGGUCUCUACGCAGGAGGGAGUAUAUAGCGGACAAGAUUUCGGGCUAUAACACCGAGAUUGAUCGACGCCUCCAAGAAUUUACGACUGUCGUCGUCAGCCAUAUCAAUUUGACGUUGCACUCCGCUUUCGGAGACGUGAACUCCCGAUUGGACCAUUUUUACUCGAAGGCGACGGAAACCAGCUCAGGCGUGAACAAUAUCCAGGCCAACCUGACCGAGGUGUACUCGGUGGUGAUUGGAAUCCACUCUCUGAUACGAGCACGGCUCCCUGAUACAACGGAGGGUCCGCGGGGAGCGCAGGCCAACGCACCUGAGGCCGCAAGCCUUCAAUACGUCCCUGCCCCUCCUCGCCUGUACGGACGAGAUAUCGUCGUGAGGGCUGCAGCCGGCGAAAUAUGUGACGCUCAACAACGGCACAUAGCCCUCUUGGGUACCGGAGGGAUCGGCAAGACAUCGGUCGCGCUUGGCGUCGUCGAUGAUUUAGGUGUCAAAGGCCAGAAUGACUGCUACUUCGUCCGCUGCGACACGGUGAUAUCUGACCUAACCCUGGUCGCAAGUAUCCUCCAGGCCAUGGGAAAGAGCUCGUCGGAUAACGGUGAUCCCAUGAAAAAUCUUAAGACGUGUCUGGAGGCGGCGAGCCGUCCCAUUGUACUCGUGCUGGAUAACUUCGAGAGUCCCUGGUCACUGGAUACACCCAAUAUCCAGCCGAGACUCACGGAAGUCCUCCGAACAUUGGCUGCCAUCCCUAAACUUCAAUUGAUCGUGACCAUGCGAGGCAAUGCCCCACCUGCUGACGGAGACGUCCCGUGGUCAGUCAUGCACCUCGACCCUUUGGGGCAUAUUCCAGCGCGCGAGCUCUUCCUGUCCAUAAAACCCGAUACAUCGCCGUCCGAGUUCAAGGAUCUCGACCUGCUGCUCCAGAAAUGCGACGGUCUACCCCUCGCCAUCAAACUGCUGGCUCUACUCAAAUCAUCCUCGACCUGCGGCCGCCUGCUGAAGCACUGGGAAAAACAAAAGACCUCGCUAUUGAAGACGAAUCACCCCUCUGAAUCCCGCGAAACCAGCAUGCGUGUCUCUAUAUCAAUGUCGCUGCAGUCCGCACCAAUGCGCCGCCAUCCGGAUGCGAUCCCGUUGCUUGCCGUCAUCUGUCGCUUACCCGACGGUAUCCUUGGGGGGGUCGAGCAGCUUGAGGAGAUGGAUCUGGGUUUCGACGAUGUUGACGAAGCUUUGGCCACCGUCCUUGGAUCUGGUCUCGCCUUCAGGGCUGAAAACGAG
Punctularia strigosozonata HHB-11173 SS5 is the source of this 1764-nucleotide messenger RNA. RefSeq lists its product as uncharacterized. Lineage: Eukaryota; Fungi; Basidiomycota; Agaricomycetes; Corticiales; Punctulariaceae. Gene Ontology annotation, biological process: defense response to fungus; cell surface receptor signaling pathway. Gene Ontology annotation, molecular function: ADP binding. The annotation marks the transcript as partial. The transcript has 5 exons. The record is from RefSeq and is a predicted model, not a curated record.